Molecule: messenger RNA, 863 nt
Organism: Portunus trituberculatus (swimming crab)
Lineage: Eukaryota; Metazoa; Arthropoda; Malacostraca; Decapoda; Portunidae
Exons: 5
Coding region: 255-572 (105 amino acids)
Source: RefSeq, a predicted model, not a curated record
UUCACUGUAUGCUGUUCAGUCGCCGCCCUGCCUCCCUGCUGAGUGUCCCUGCUUCACCACCGCCCCUGCUGGUGUUCUUGUUCCUGCUGGUGAUCCUGCUGGUAAUCUUGGUGUUCCUGCAGUCUGCCCACGGAGGAAGAGGAAAGGAUGGGUUUCCAGGUGUGGGUUUGGCGUGGUGGCGUGGCGUGGCGGGGCCCUCACGACGCACUCUUGUGUGGAGCGAAGGCUGACAUGUGGCGGGGACUAGUCAAGAGAUGGUCCUCACACGCAGCGUAACUACACGUGUCACUGUGGCAUGUCACGUCACGCCCAUCACCUGUGCUGUCCCCAGGAGCGGCUGCACCACGGGAGGAUGUGGAUGGAGUACCUGGUCUGUGGGUAUCAUUAACGUGAAGGUACAUGUUGACGAGGGUGAUGGCACAGCUGCAGUGGCACCCUCCCCAGAGACACCACCUUGGCACCCUCCACAGAGACACACACCAGGUCAGUGUUCAGAUCUUCCGUCCCCCCCCCCCCUCCGCUGCACUGAUGGCAUCCUGUACUCCUGCUGCUGCUACUACCAAGACUGCUGACUACUCCUGCUGCUACUACCAAGGCUGCUGACUACUCCUGCUGCCACCAAGACUGCUGACUACUACUGCUGCAUCUCUGGGGACUAAUGUAUUAAUAAAUGUGUGCCUAGCGUGUCAGACUCUGUGGACUUGCAGUGUUGCGAGUAACGAGCUUCCCAGUGUGCUAAGUCAAGGACUCCCCAACACAGUGACAUUAUUAGUUUUGAUUUUUCUUUUUUUUUUAUAAUUUUUUGUUGUGAAAUCUGCCGUAGUUGAUCUCCGGAGAGUCUUUGAGGUAUCGUUUGAGCCUUG